AUGUGUUUAUAUGAAUAAGAGAUAUCUAAAUUUUAAUAAUUUAACUUUGCAUUUUUAAUUCUUGAACUGAAUAGUUGUUUUAUGGGUGUUGGAUUUAAGGACAUUAUUUAAAAAAACAAUUAUACAGGUAUUGGAUAUGAAUCUGUGUAUAUUUUUGUGAAAUUAUAGAUCUUACUUAAUUCGACAUGAUGGUUAUAUUUUUUCUCAUCAUUAAUAACAUUUAAACAAUAAGUAAAUAUCAUUUUAUUUUACAUCUAACGAUAUUAUACUUGUUAAAGUCAACAUAACAGAAAAAUAUAUUAGAUGGACUAAAAAUAAUACUGUUUAAUCAAUUGUAUUAUUUAUUAAAUAAUUAGAUAAUGGAAAUAAAUACAGAGGAAGAAUUAUAUCCAUGUGUUAUAAUAAAUAAAUCAAAAGUUAAAAUAUUUGAUAUUAUUCAAUGA
Paramecium sonneborni is the source of this 443-nucleotide messenger RNA. The record is from the annotation of a GenBank genome assembly. Lineage: Eukaryota; Ciliophora; Oligohymenophorea; Peniculida; Parameciidae.